AUGCCCGGCAGAUCUCGUGUCGACUCGGUCUCUCCGUCCAUUCCUGGUCAAGAUUUCGCUUCCAUGUCUGCUUUCGCUCCGGGGGCGUCGUCGUCGCCGACGGCCACCUUUUUAUUUUCCGCAAGGUCGAGUCUGGCGUCGAUUUCUGGUCCUGCAUCCGAGUUUGUGCCCGAGUCCAAGACGACGUCCUGGUCGCCCUCGGCAAUUGCGAUCUCAACAGACUUUGGCAGCGACAGCGAUAAGCUCAGUAUCAGCAGUUGCAGCACCAACGCCAGCACCGACACCGGCACGACCAUUGGCAACUGCCACGGGCCAUUUGGCAGAAGCAGCAGGAAAGGGGCAGAAACCACAACAGUCACCACUUCCUCGCCAAUUCCUCGGCAACGCUUGCCUUCACCAUCUUGGACGAUGCCGUCGGCCACAAUGGCAGCUACGACUGGCGGCGGCGACGAGGCGAUAGUCAAAACCCGAAACAGAAUGGAAGCGACGACCGGCGACGGCGUGCAAACGCAAUUGCUAGACUGGAACUCCACAACGACUUCCCUUUUCAACCUAGACUCUCAAUCGCAACGCUCCCGCCGAUCACAGCUCGAUCACCAUCAACCAAUGCUGUCGGCUCGAGCCUGCGAGCCCCAGCUUGUUCCGGGCUUCGAUCGCGAUCGCGUUCACGAUUGGAACCUCAAGACGCAUCAAGGACCCUGGGCUCACGUAUGGCAAGAUCUCCCACCGCCGCCUUCGCCGCACUACGACUUUGACAACGAGGCCUGUCGCCGUCCUUCUACCUCCAAGAGCCACCACUUUCACUUCCGAUGGCCCAAGCGAGACAGCAGCGCGACGCAAGAUGACUUUCUGCCGCUUCCUGCAGAAGGGCGCAUAAGCUCCGAAUCGGCCAUGACGAUCAUCGGCCGUAGAAGCAGCUUCGACAGAGACACUCUCAAGGGCGACAUGCAGGGUCAUGAUCAAGAGGAGCUCCAGAAGGAGCAGCAGCAGCAACAACAACAACAACAAGAGCGGAACCAGCAGCAGCCCGGCGAUAUCACGGCGAACAUGACGAAGCAGGAGUUCGAGGCUCUCCCUUUGACCAUUCAACGCAAGUCAACUCGACUCGUUCUCCCCCCACAUGGCUCGAUUGGGUCCAGCAGCCUGAGCCCACCUACCUGA
This is a messenger RNA of Verticillium alfalfae VaMs.102, 1161 nucleotides long. RefSeq lists its product with no specific name. The record is from RefSeq and is a predicted model, not a curated record. Lineage: Eukaryota; Fungi; Ascomycota; Sordariomycetes; Glomerellales; Plectosphaerellaceae. The transcript has 2 exons. Bases 1 to 1161 code for a protein of 386 amino acids.